This is a messenger RNA of Acanthochromis polyacanthus (spiny chromis), 3031 nucleotides long. RefSeq names its product ras-related protein Rab-7L1-like. Gene Ontology annotation, molecular function: GTPase activity; GTP binding. The transcript is spliced from 5 exons. NCBI's taxonomy places the organism in Eukaryota, Metazoa, Chordata, Actinopteri, Pomacentridae. Gene Ontology annotation, cellular component: trans-Golgi network; vesicle; Golgi apparatus. The record is from RefSeq and is a predicted model, not a curated record. The coding region runs from base 247 to 861 and encodes 204 amino acids. Gene Ontology annotation, biological process: vesicle-mediated transport.
ACACACAGACAGCCCAUUUUGCAGAGGUAAGGUACAGCGAAACAAAACUAACUGCAUAAUCUUUCUGGGCCUGAGGCAGGAAGUUUUAUAUUUAUGGUUACAUUAAUUCAAGCUUUGAAGACUGUAAAGUAUUUGGAAUGCAUAGAAAAGCUGACUGUUUCAAAGGUCAAAUUUCCUGACAUAAAGUUUGAAUUUUGAGUCGUUUUAUGCUGAAGUUUCUCACAUACUACCUGACGGAGGACAACAAUGACCGAGCACCUGAUGAAAAUACUGAUUGUUGGUGACGUCUGUGUCGGGAAGACUGCCUUUAUUCAUCGCUAUGUCAAGGGGCAGUUCAACAACAUGUACAAGAUGGCAGUGGGAGCGGAUUUUUCUAUAAAAGUGCUACACUGGUCGGACAAAGAAAUCGUCAGACUGCAACUGUGGGACAUCGCAGGCCAGGAGCGUGUCACAUCCAUGACCAGGCUAUAUUACAAAGGUGCACUGGGCUGUGUUGUGAUGUUUGAUGUCACCGAUUCAUCCAGCUUCCUCAGGUGUCUCCACUGGAAACGGGACCUGGAUGACAAGGCUAAGCUGCCCAAUGGAGGCCCUAUCCCCUGUAUCCUGCUGGCCAACAAGUGUGAUCUACCCCAGCGAGCUGUGUCAGCAGAAAGCAUCGACACAUUCAGUAAGGACAACGGCUUCAUAACUUGGAUGGAGACUUCAGUCAAAGAGAACAAGAAUGUUGGAGAAGCUAUGAGGAUGUUGGUGAAGGAGAUUCUGUCAGUUCAAUCCAGUCUGGACCAACUGGAGCCCAGAUCCAGUGACACUGUUCAUCCUCAACAGAACUCAAGUCUCAAAAAAGGAAAGAGAUGCUGCUGAAACUCUGCAUGUUCGACCACAGACUCAAGAAACUUGCUUUACAUAGCCAAGGUUGUUUUUUUUUUCAAGUGCAAUUUAGUUUUCAAUCUGUCUGUCCACUAGUGAAAGAGGACAGAAAAAUGACAGGAGGCUGUCAGUCUAGAUGCUGAUCAUUCCUCUGUCUGAUAUAUUAGUAGACUGCUAAUACGCCAAUAUGUAAGAAUCAUUGUAUUCCUAGUUUCUGUCAUUUAUACAGAUGGAAAAAAAACAUUUAAAUCUUUAGCUUUGGAAAUUUGCUCUGUUUUUUUUCUUUAGUGUGAAAUAUUGGAUAAUUUUUAUCUGUUUGGAUCUAAUAUAUAUAUAUAUAUAUAGCCAGGGAGUACCACAUUUCCUUUCUAAAUGUGCUUUAUGGGAAGGUGUUAUAUCAUGGUGAUUAAAUUUUGAGCCUCAUGACAAAGCUUUGUGGUUAGCAAUUUAGGUUUUAUGGAGAAAUCUCAUGAGAGGGCACCUAAGGACUUGAAGUUAAUAUUCCAUGCAGGUUUCUGACCAUCAUUGCUCCACACAACUCUGAACACUUCCAAGCUAUCUUCAGGCAUCAACAUCAUUUGCAGCACUCAUUGCUGCUUUGUGUUACAUUUCCUCCCUCCAGAUCCUGCCCUUGAAAAACAACUGAAGGCUAACAAUAUCGCUUUUGUUUUUUUUUAAUCAAGGGAGAUUUCUACCUUUCAAGUGAAGCCAGAAAAUGUGAGGCGUGUGGAAACUGUCAGUUACCAUAUGCAGAACUGAAUAGGCAGCUUGUCUUUUAUAUUUCGGUGGUCUAGUGUUGAAAGCCUACUCUCUGUGUUAUUCCCUUGCUUUGUUGGAUUGUGUCUUUUCCCCUGAGGGGUGGUUGGUGGGGGAGUCCAUGGGAGGCUGAGGCAUUCGGGAGGUAAGCAGGGCUCGGUGAGGACAACAGAAUCCAUGAGGGGAUCAGAGUCUAUGGUCCGGAGAGGAGUGAAUGAAAGCACAGAGCUUAAAUAGCUGGAGGUGAGGUAGAGAACAGGUGAAUGGAGUGAACUAAGUACUGCAGCUGAUGCACAUCACUGUAAUCAGCAAAGUGCAGGCAGGUGAGUGAGACAAGGGAGGCAGGCAGACAGAUGCAGAGACAAACAGAGGGAGCCAGAGGAACAAGACAAGGAGAGAGAGACAACAGGGAGAGAGGUAAGAGAAAUGCAAGAGAGACAGAUGACAACGAUUUUAUGUAAAAAAAAAAAAAAAAAAUAGAGAGAGAAGAAGGAAUAUGUUAAAGUCUAUUUAAAUGUUUCAGAAAAUUACAGAAGAAAAGACUAAUUAUUAUGUCGAAACUUUUACAAUUCUGUGAUUUUAAAUCGGUGUCCACUAGGGGGCAGGGGGAAUCUAAUAACAGUGGCACAGAGAAGCUCCUUGAUACAGGAGCUGUUAUCAAUCAAUAUACCGGCAACAAAAACCGAUAAACAACACAAGGUGUCUGUGAUUUGAAGAGCUGCCUUGGAGAUGACACGUCACUAAAUGUGCCAGAGGAAAAUAAAUACACAAGUGAAAAAGUUAAUGUGGAAGUGGUCUGGUCCCACACUCCACUGUGUAGCAAAAUAUACAACAAUCCAAAAGAUCUAUCAUCCAUUCCACUGCAUGAAGAGCCAAAUUAUCAGCCCUGUAAACUGCUAAAAACCUACCAAGUUCCCGGCAGUGAUCAGCAGUUCACAGGCUGUGAACUCCAAGUUUGCAGUUGCCGUAAAUUGCCGUAAACGGACCCUGGUUGUGGGGUAGGUCGAUGGGUGUGUGGGGCAAGGGGUGGAGUGAGACUUCACACCUAGUGCAUGGCAGAGGUGUGAAAAACUAAUUAGUGUAAGGUUAUUUUGUUUAUUUUUUAUUUUUUUAGUCUUAGAACAUUAUAAUUAGUUUGCAUUUUUGAAAAUUUUUCAUCAUCAUGUCAGAUGUUUCUCUUUUGAGUAUCAGUCUUUCAUUUUUACAGCAGAUGGUCUCAUACAGGGCCAUCAUGAGGUCUGGUUGUGUGAGACUACAGCCCCAAAUGCUUGAUGAAUAGUUCUGGGUGUCAGUUUGUUAAAAAUAAGAACAAUGUGAAAAUUGCGUUGGACAAUUAAAGGCCUCAAAAUUCAUAUAGUGUUUAUCAAAACUGCUAGAAAAUUAGAUUUAGUUUCUUCUGUGUAUUAAA